AUGAAGGCUCCCGCCUUUUUCGUGCUGCAGAUUUUGUGUCUGCUAGGCCAGCACGGGGCCACUCAGAGCCGGCGGUACGACGAUGCACGGAUCGCUGACGAGCUGGGACGCCUGCUCAAGCGACCGCAGUUGCCUCGCUACACCGGGCCGGACUUCCACCUCGAAUACCCAGUCAUUGCUAAAAACGGCGUCACCCUGGCGGGCGUGACGUACAGCCUGGGUGACUUCUCGCUGCCCUGGCGCUUAGUUCGCCACUACGCGCAGAUGCAGCUGAGCACGUACAAGCUGGCGGCCGGCAACCCAGUCAUGCGAGCCGCCAUAGCGCGUCACAAUGCGGAGCGCAUGACGGACUUUCUGAGCCACGUCGAGGUGGCCGGUUCGCGGAGAGCACAGUUCGGCCAUGGAAACGUUCACGUGGUCCAGGCAUCUGGGCUGGUGUACGAGGUGAACGUGUAUGUCAUAGCGUCCCUGGUGGCUGCUGUAGUGGUCUUGUUCACCACCUACUGCGCCUACAUCAUCGCUAAGCACGUAACCCGUCUCUUGGAUUCUGUGCCACAGCCCGUACCGCAAGAACAAACGCCCCUCUUGCAAGCGACCAAGUGA
Molecule: messenger RNA, 603 nt
Organism: Rhipicephalus sanguineus (brown dog tick)
Lineage: Eukaryota; Metazoa; Arthropoda; Arachnida; Ixodida; Ixodidae
Exons: 3
Coding region: 1-603 (200 amino acids)
Source: RefSeq, a predicted model, not a curated record